Messenger RNA from Glycine soja, 1599 nucleotides. Its product is annotated as mitochondrial arginine transporter BAC1-like. Gene Ontology annotation, molecular function: L-ornithine transmembrane transporter activity. NCBI's taxonomy places the organism in Eukaryota, Viridiplantae, Streptophyta, Magnoliopsida, Fabales, Fabaceae. Gene Ontology annotation, biological process: mitochondrial L-ornithine transmembrane transport. The coding region runs from base 212 to 1129 and encodes 305 amino acids. The transcript is spliced from 10 exons. The record is from RefSeq and is a predicted model, not a curated record.
AUCUUAUCCUCAAUAGUGAAAGUUUUAUUUUUGCCAUACGGCCCCUUACUACGGUGUUUGUUUCUUUGAGACUAAUCUCAGAAACCUUAACAGUGUUUUUUCCAGCGACCGUGGCAUUAACGCUUACACACUCUGGCGGUCAACGAUUCGCGCGUGGAGACAAUUGGUACGGACAGUAACAAGUAACAAAGUAGUUCCUAUGUAGCUGAUUAUGGCGGAGAUUUCAAGUUCAGGGUACAAGGAAUAUGCGGCUGGCUUGUUCGCUGGUGUUGCCGCUGUAGCCACUGGCCACCCCUUUGACACCGUCAAGGUGAUGCUGCAAAAGCACAAUGCAGAAGCACAUAAGAUUCAGUAUAAAAAUGGAUGGCAUUGCACUGCUAGGAUAUUGAAGACUGAAGGAAUCAAAGGGCUUUAUAGAGGAGCAACAUCAUCUUUUGUUGGGAUGGCAGUUGAAGGAUCACUCUUUUUUGGCAUUUAUUCCCAGACAAAAGUUUACCUUCAGGGGGGAGUUCAAAGUGGGGAACCAAGGCCUCAAGUGAUAAUACCAUCUGCAGCUUAUAGUGGUGCCAUCAUCAGUUUUGUGUUAGGUCCAACAGAGCUGAUAAAGUGUAGGAUGCAGAUACAAGGCACUGACUCUUUGGUUCCUAAAUCCAGUAGAUACAAUAGUCCCCUUGAUUGUGCCCUUAAAACUGUAAAAACUGAAGGGGUGAAAGGAAUUUUUCGUGGAGGUUGUGCAACAUUGCUUAGAGAAUCUAUAGGGAAUGCUGUCUUUUUCAGUGUAUACGAAUAUGUGCGUUAUUACAUGCAUUCAAAUAUCAAAGCUGCUUCAUCCGAUUACACCAACCUAGUUGAUAUUGGAAUUGGGAUCGUUAGUGGUGGCCUUGGUGGUGUGGCUUUUUGGUUGACAGUUUUGCCUCUUGAUGUGGCAAAGACUUUAAUUCAGACAAACCCUGAUAAAAAUUGUCCAAGAAAUCCUUUUCGGGUCUUGAGUUCAAUCUAUCAAAGGGCUGGAUUCAAGGGAUGUUAUACAGGUUUGGGUCCUACUGUAAGUCGAGCAUUUCCUGCUAAUGCUGCAACAAUUGUCGCAUGGGAGCUAGCAUUGAAAAUGCUAGGCAUUAAGCAUGACUGAGAGUCUACCUAAUUGCGGAUAAUACUACAAAGUUCAGGACAGCAUUCAGCAUUGCAUUUGAAGCUGGUUAAUUAAUUCUUUUUUAUUAGAGAGCUUGGUUAAAGAACUUGGAAUCAGGGGCCUUUAUUUUAGCUGCCCUCUAGGCCUCUACAUGCUUUUUUUUCUCCUAUUUUUUGGAAAGAAGUAUAGAACAUUUCUAUCACUGGCAUGAAAGUAUAUUGUUAAUGGCCAUUGAAGUUAACAUUUUUGGAAGUGUAUGAUAUGGCCAAGACAGACAAGCCCACUUUUUUUUUGGUCUAUCAAACUGCUAAGUGCUAACUGGUGCUACCUUUAAUCAGUUUUAUGACCUCUCCACAACAUGAGUUCAGUAUAAAUAUGUUAGGAGUUCUACAUUGAGUAGAAUAAAAGACUUAAUGUGGUACUUAAGCUAUGAAACUCUCCCAUCUAAUGGAUUAGUCGUUUGGGUUGGA